This is a messenger RNA of Penicillium bovifimosum, 2652 nucleotides long. RefSeq names its product MCM DNA helicase complex subunit MCM3. The record is from RefSeq and is a predicted model, not a curated record. Gene Ontology annotation, molecular function: ATP binding; single-stranded DNA helicase activity; single-stranded DNA binding. NCBI's taxonomy places the organism in Eukaryota, Fungi, Ascomycota, Eurotiomycetes, Eurotiales, Aspergillaceae. The transcript is spliced from 7 exons. Gene Ontology annotation, cellular component: nucleus; MCM complex. Gene Ontology annotation, biological process: double-strand break repair via break-induced replication; DNA strand elongation involved in DNA replication; mitotic DNA replication initiation. Bases 1 to 2652 code for a protein of 883 amino acids.
AUGGACGGCGUACAGCUACGAGAUGAGGCCGCGCAGGAUCGCAUACGCGCUGCCACUGAGUUUCUUGAUCCAAAUGAUGCACGGGCACGCAGUUACCGAGCCGAUAUUGUGGUUAUGCUGAAUAAGGGUGGGCGACGUCUGACAGUUAGCAUCGAUGAGAUUCGAGCACACAACCGGGAGCUGGCCGAUGGGCUGCUCUCGUCUCCAUUCGAUUAUUCGCAAGCCUUUGAUAUGGCCCUGAAAGCGGUCGUCAAAACUUUGCCUGGCCGACCACUUAAGGAAACAGCAGAUGAAACGAACUACUACUGCGCCUACGUUGGCGCAUUUGGAGAAUUCUCUUGCAAUCCACGCACAUUGGGCUCACAACAAUUGAAUCACAUGGUCUCACUCGAGGGAAUUGUCACCAAAUGCUCCCUAGUACGCCCCAAGAUUGUUCAGAGUGUUCAUUAUGUCGAGUCGAAGGAUCGCUUCGUCUAUAGAAAAUAUCGUGAUCAAACUAUGAGUGCGAGUGGCGCAACCAGUCUGAACGUUUACCCCCAAGAGGACGAUGAGAAGAACCCGCUUAUCACCGAGUACGGCUAUUCGACAUACCUCGAUCACCAGUCAAUCUCCAUCCAAGAAAUGCCCGAACGUGCCCCGGCAGGUCAAUUACCCCGAAGUGUCGAUGUCAUUUUGGACGACGACCUCGUCGACACCGCCAAGCCUGGAGACCGAAUCCAGCUGGUGGGCAUCUAUCGUACCCUCGGUAAUCGAAAUGCAGGCAAUGCCUCGGCGACAUUCCGCACCGUCGUCAUGGCGAACAAUAUCGUCCAGUUAUCUUCAAAGAGUGGUGGAGGUAUCGCGGAAGCUACUCUUACCGAUACCGACAUUCGAAACAUCAAUAAGAUCUCGAAGAAGAGAAAUGUAUUUGACUUGUUGUCCAAGUCUCUGGCUCCCAGUAUCCACGGGCAUGAUUAUAUCAAAAAAGCAAUCUUGCUGAUGCUUCUUGGUGGAAUGGAGAAGAACUUGGACAACGGAACUCAUCUUCGUGGCGAUAUCAACAUUCUUAUGGUUGGUGAUCCCUCGACAGCGAAGUCUCAGCUUCUCCGAUUCGUAUUGAACACUGCGCCACUGGCAAUCGCUACGACCGGUCGAGGCUCUUCCGGUGUAGGUCUGACUGCUGCCGUCACCUCUGACAAAGAAACCGGGGAACGUCGACUCGAGGCCGGUGCCAUGGUUCUGGGUGACCGUGGCGUGGUGUGUAUUGAUGAGUUUGACAAGAUGAGCGAUGUCGACCGUGUCGCUAUUCACGAAGUUAUGGAACAACAGACCGUCACAAUCGCGAAGGCCGGUAUCCACACAAGCUUGAACGCUCGUUGCAGUGUUCUCGCAGCAGCCAACCCGGUGUAUGGCCAGUAUGAUCCCCACAAGGAUCCCCACAAGAACAUUGCUCUCCCCGACUCCCUACUAUCUCGUUUCGAUUUGCUAUUUGUCGUGACGGAUGAUAUCGAGGAUGCCCAUGACCGAAGAAUCUCGGAGCACGUUUUACGGAUGCACCGCUACCGCCAGCCUGGCACCGAGGAGGGAGCGCCGGUUCGGGAACAAUUAAAUCAAACGCUGGGCGUGGGAAUUGAAGAUCGUCAAGAUGGCAAUGCUCCUAGUGAGGUGUUUGAGAAAUUCAACGUCAUGCUCCACGGUGGUAUGAUCGACGCCGCCAAUGCUGGCCGCCGCCGUGGCAAGAACGUGGAGAUCAUCAGCAUUCCCUUCAUCAAGAAAUACAUUCAGUACGCCAAAAAGCGAAUCAUGCCGGUAUUGACCAAGGGUGCGGCCGACCACGUCAUCGCCACCUACUCGGCCCUCCGAAAUGACGAACUCACCGGCAACAAGCGUCGCACGUCACCCAUCACUCCCCGUACUCUGGAGACGCUGAUUCGUUUGUCUACUGCGCACGCUAAGGCGCGUCUGUCUAACCGAGUGGAGCAAAGCGAUGCCAAGCAUGCCGAGGCCAUUCUGCGGUUCGCCAUGUUCAAGGAAGUGCUCGAGGACGAGCGCCGGAAGAGACGCAAGGUGAAUACCGCCGAUUCCUCCGACGACGAUAGCGAUGCCGAGCGCGACUCCGACUCCGAUGAUGAUGACAACCGCGGCAAAUCCACCGCCACACCCAGUAGACGCACUGGCACAGCACGCACACGAGGCACCGCAAUGCAGUCGAGCGUUCCCAUUCCAGACGAUGUGGAAGACCCAGACAGUCUGUACACAGCCAGUCCGCGUGCUGAACGUCUCCGCUCGAGUCAGACAGGUCGCACACAAACACAAUCGGACUCGCAGAUGUCAAUGGCGUCCUCUCGACCAGCCUCGCAGCUCGUCGAAUCCCAGCUAGACUCACAGUCGCAGUCUACACCCGCAGAGGUUCCCAUCAGUCCUGUCCGCAUGGACGUCUUCCGGCAGAUCUUGGGUCCACUCAUGGGCAAGACUGUUUUCAUAAACACUGAUACAAGCACUAUCACCGAGCUGGUCGAUGUCGUCAAUACUGCCAUCCGGAAUUCACCCAACCAUGGCCCCUCGCAAAUCUUCUCCCGGUCUGAGACUAUCAAGGCUGUGCGGGUCCUGAAUGAGGAGAAUAUUCUGAUGUAUCUCGACGAGGAGGAGGACGAAAGUGUAUACCGGAUUUGA